Podarcis lilfordi (Lilford's wall lizard) is the source of this 12667-nucleotide messenger RNA. The record is from the annotation of a GenBank genome assembly. NCBI's taxonomy places the organism in Eukaryota, Metazoa, Chordata, Lepidosauria, Squamata, Lacertidae.
GCAUGGUUGGGGCAGAGAGGGAGGGGCCAGGCGGAGCAGAGGAGGGAGAAAAGGCUCCGAAGGGGAAGCGAGAGAGACCGAGCAGCGCAGGACCCCCAUCGCUCUCUUUCAUUCGCACCAUCCCUUCAUCCUUUCUCUGCGGGAGCAAAACUCCGCGCGGGAGGGCCUCGAUCCGCAGGAGAGGCGACGCAGCAGCAGCAGCGCCCUUGCUUUUGGCUCCGGAGGCUGCUCGCUUCCUCCGAGGGAGCCGAGAGUCCCACCUGCGCGCAGCGCCUCCGUCUCCGCCUGCCGGCCGGUCUCCCGACGCUGCUGCCGCUCGCGCCGCCGGACAAACGCCCGCCCCAAAAUGCCCAACUUCUCCGGCAACUGGAAGAUGAAGAGCUCGGAGAACUUCGAGGAGCUGCUGAAGGCUCUGGGUGAGUCUGGCGCCCGAGGAGGAGGCUUAUUUCUGGGAAGGGCUGAGUCCAGCGCCUAAGAAAUAGCCGAUGACGCAGCGCUGCCGCCGCCGCCGCUCCUGCGAAAGCGGCUCUAUUUUCCCUCUAUAUUUAGACCCCUCUCUGGAUGCGCCCCCCCCCCGGCAGGGGCGCGCGCGGAGGCCACCCUGGGAGGAGGGCUCCCCCUCCUUUAACAGAAUGGGGCUUUCCGGAUGGCUCCAAUAUUUGGAUCCGGGCGUAUGUGGAGUGGGAGCCGCCUUCUGGAUUCCUGCAUCUCAGCGGGCUGGACUAGAUGACCCUAGGGGUCCCUUCCAGCUCUGCAACCUUAAAACCUGCUGUUUUUCGAUAACCUGGGGGGCGGGAACAUAAGCUGGAGAGAUAGAAGAGGUCUGGCGCACCCGUGGCUCCUGCUUUCUGAAGGAUGUGGGGCUGUUUGGGGUCGGGCGCCUGAGGUUCCCAAUGUGCAGCCUUGGAGAAUAUUAUUGGGGUGGGGAAGAGAAGGGGGUGCAGUUGGGAGCCUUAAUUUGCAUGCAGGGGGAGAACCUGCAGACCCGCGUCUUCCCAUUUCGGAGUUUCAGCGUGUUCACGCGUGUUUAGAAGAACGCACCCGCCUCCGCCUCCGCGUCCCGCGCCGUCACCCCAGAAGCAAAGUUUGCGACUGCAGCGAUCGCCCUGCGGGGGCGUCUGGGGUUCCGCUUCUUGCGGGGAGGAGAAGCCACCGGAUUUUGUAACGUGUGAACAGCGGUAAGGACCACCCUGGUGGGUCCGGCGGAGGGCGGCUCCUCUCCUACCAGCCUAGGCGGAUGGAGCCGGGAGCGCUGGUGGGCUUCGACCCUGUGGACUUGAACCCCACUUAGCGGGGGGGGGGCGUGGCGGGAAGAGGAGGUCCCCUCCUCGACUGUGUGUCUCUCACAGUAACGGCAACCCCGGUUUAUCCUCACGACAGCCCCGCGAGGGAGGGAAGCGCGGCUGAGAAUUUGCGUUGCCACUCCGGAGGAGUUUGCCAUUUGGGGACCCCUGAGACACCAGGCUAGAAAGCGCGCCCCCGCCCCUCUGGGCAAUUCUAUUAGAGAAAGGGGCUUUUUUAGCGCUGCUGCCCCCUCCCACUGUGUAACCAUGGUAGGUCUUUCCUUUUCGACAAUGGCUCUGCAGGAGACCCAUAUAUUACCCUUUUGUAUAGAGAAUUGAGGGGAGAGGCAUCCAUCCACUGCCAUUAGUCUUGAUAGCUCUGGUGGAGCCCCAUGGUCAGGAGCAGUCUACCUCAGACUGCUAAUCCAAAGUAGCAGGCAGGGCAAGCAGGAUGCUGGGCUAAAUGAGCCCCCCUUCCUUUUUAGCACGGCUCCUCCCUGCCCCCACCAUCUCAGCGCUUGUUUAAGUUUUGCAGCAGGAAUUUCACAAUCCAUGUUUGUUUGUUCUUAAGGCUGACCAACCAUUUGUUUUAUUUAAAAAUGAGGUUUUAAUUUGGUGGGUUCAGGCGAACUGACCGUCCGGGCCUUUCCUAGGAUUCCACCCCUCCCCUCCCCCCAUAAAAUCCUCAUAAUCCCAUUUUGCCUGUCCUCUGACGUGGCCGGCUGAGUCACCACCUGGAUGCCUCUGGAAGGGUUUGGAAGCCACAUCCAGAACCAGGAGGGAAACUCAGGACUCAGAGGGAAAAAAUGGCAGAUCCCUGGAAGCGGUUGUGUGUGCAAAGGGCUCGGCCCUUUUGGCAUUGCCUGAGAGCCAUCUGGGUCUUCUGGGCGCCUCGUGGCAGGAUUGCAACCUUGCAGAAUUGUGAAGACCCCACUACCCAGCCAGUCUCCUGCUGGACAGGAUCCACAGUGGGGCAGGGCAGUUCUGGCCAAUGCACCUUCUCAUGGGUGGCUUCCCCCUGCCCCCCACCCCCACAAAAGGCACGUUGUAUCCCCUUUAGAGUGCAGCUCCUGAAAACAAAAAGGUUGCUGUGAACGUAAGAACAGCUUGCCGGAUCAGGCCCCUGGUCCCUCUAGCCCAUAUUGCUGCCCUCACAGGGGCUGAAAAGUUGCCUGUGGGAAAUCGGCAAGUAGUUCCUUCCAACUGGGAUUAUUCAGAAGCAUUACAGAACAUGGCCAUCCCAUGGAGAGGGCAAGGAGCUGCUUUUGGCCGGUUGAGGAGGUUGGAGUCUCUACACCUCAGCAGGAGCUUGAGCUGCGCCCCCAAAUCCCUCGGGGGAGCACAUAGGUCCCUGGAAGCCAGCACUCUGAAGCCGUAAGCAAGGAAGCCAAGAUCAUCAUGAGAAAUGGGAGUCGGAUAGGAAAGAAUUCCUAGUUCUGUCCCAGUGAGUUGGAGAUUCAGAAAUCCACUUUGUCUCUGCAGGAGAAACAGACAAAGGAGAGGGAUCUCCUCCCAGGAUGGGAUCAGGAGGUUGGCAGCCCCAGGUGUAUCUGUCUAGUGUUUGAGGACAGGUCAGAAAGAUGGUCUCAGAAGCUUGGAGGUUCUUCUUUCUCUCUCUCUCUCUCCCCAUCUCCUUUGCAGGGGGUGGGCUGGAUGACUCUCGGGAGUCCCUUCCAGCUCCAUAAUUCUAUGAUUCUUUCUCCCCAUGGCUCCCCAAGACAGGGGUAGGCAGUCUGGUAAUCAGCAUGUUUUUACAUGAGUAGAAUGUGUCUUUUAUUUAAAAUGCAUCUCUGGGUUAUUUGUGGGGCAUAGGAAUUCGUUCAUUUCCCCCCAAAAAAUAUAGUCCGGCCCACCACAAGCUCUGAGGGACAGUGGACUGGCCCCCUGCUGAAAAAGGUUGCUGACCCCUCGUGUAAGCUGAGCUGCACCCCAGCAUUUCCAACAGAAGGAGGUCCCGGGUGCAACUUGCGCUGGCAGCAUCUCCAGGUAGGGCUGGGAACCUGCCUAAGAACCUGCAGAGAAGGCACUGCUGCCAGUCUGUGCAGGCAAUAGCAGCCUAGAUAGCGUGACUUCAAUAUAGCUUCUUAUGCCCCCAUUUAAAAUGGAACAUAAUGAUCUGGAACCAUAAGAACAAGGACCUUCAUUUCUUAGUGGCAGGGCACCCGCUUUCUUUGCAGGCGGCCCCGGGUUCAACCUCAGAAAGGCCUGGGGAGAAUAAACUCUUCCCGAAACCCUGGACACCCGCUGCUGCCAGCCAGUGUAGACAGUGCUGAGCUGGAUGGGCUGAUUUUGUACGACUCUGUUUCCUUUGCUCCUGCGACUGGAUCGGUCUGCUCCCGAGGAGCUGGUGGAGGGCCUCAUCCAGGCCACGUGCCAGGAGUGGCCCGUGCUCUGAGCUGGCCCCGGGGCAGGCCGCUCUUGCAUCCCGCCUGCGAUGGAGGCCUGCGCACUGCUGGGUUCCCUGGCCUUUGGCUCUGGGUGCCGCAAUGACAAAUUCCUCCUGAAAUAACCUCUCCCCACCCCAGCGGAGAAGGAGGAGGGGGCAGGCUUGGCCUCCCCUCCUGCCGCUCUCCUAAUAAUAAUGCCCGAUGGGGGCCGGGCAUGACGAAGGGGCCGCGACUGCUGACCCCUGGCGCUCCCUGCCAUCUGCCGGGCAGGAGGUUGCGCACCCCGCUGGGGGUGGGGAGGUGGCGACAGGCGAGUCGGAGGAGCCUGGGUGUGUUUGUCUUUUGAAGCAGCCCCCUGGGAUCCAGCCCAGGGAGGCAGCUUAAGGAGGGGGGGCUGGAGGAGCUCCUACCCGGCCCCCAACUCCACAGGACAGCAGAUCCAAGGCCUUCCCUGCCCCCUCCCCUUCUGCCUCUCUGCAACCUUCUCCCAGCCGAGCCAAGGCAGCCCAGCUGGGAACAGGGAAGGGCUCUCCUGACACAGCGGUGGGGUGGCUGCUUGGCAUGCAGAAGGUCCUGGGUUCGACCCCCUCCAUUUUCUACCCCUGCCCAAGACCCUGGAGAGUUGCUGCCAGUCAGGGGGUGGAGGGGAGGCACAGGCUGCGGUGGGGAUGCUCAGCUGUGCUUCUGGGAGCUCUGGGUAGCAAUACACAGAAUCAUAGAAGGGUUGAGUUGGAAGGGACCCCAUGGGGUCAUCCAGUCCAGCCCCCUGCAAUGCAGGAAUCGCAGCUGAAGCAUCCCUGACAGAUGGCCAUCCCACCUCGGCUUAGAAGCCUAGCUUGGGUGUGUACCCCUUGCAUCCGCGAGGCCUAGAAACCUUUAGAAACGAGAGCCUGUGCGUUCGUGUGCCAGCAACUGACCUGAAUUGCAUCUACAGUGUGGGCUUCAAUCUUGGCAGGCGUGAAUGAGUGAAAAGUUUAAAUCUUUCCAUCUCGCUCUGGCUGAUGCCAUCCUACCUCUCUUGGAAAAUCCCUCCGGCUGCAUUAGCGGCAGAGAUUCCCUUUCCGCCCCCAGCCUCUUUCUCCGGGAACAAUAGAGAGAGAGAGAGAGAGAGAGAGAGAGAGAGAGAGAGAGAGAGAGAGAAUGGAUCUGCCUCGCUCCCUCCUUUCCGAACCCCAGAGACCACCUUGAGGCCCCGUAACUGAAACCCGCUUGGCAUGCAAUGCUCUGAGCAGGACUUGGGGGGAGGACGAGGCCCUCAAAAUCGAGGGGAAGAAAAUGGGGCAACACCUCUCCCCACCCCGCGAGGCAGGCGAAUUCCAAUCCACCAAUUUAUUAGUAUUUUUCAUUUUUUCGUUUUCUCGCCAGGAAAACCUCCUUUCCCUCCCCUCCGAUCUCCCUGCGCUGGUCACAGCAAAUACUUUCCAGGUUAGGGGGCUUGUGCAACAUACUUUGGGAUAAUUAUCACAUGCUUAUAUUUCACUCCUCAGCCCGCCCGCCCCCCUGCACUCAGCCGCCCCUUUCCCCCAUAUCUGAAUUAUUCGGGCAGAAAGGCUCAGAUGUUGGGGAGGGGGAAGCGGGAAUCAGCCGGCAUGGGGAGGGGGCUGGAAUGAGGAAACCGAUUUGAGGAGGGGGAGACCUUGGCUGCCAAAGCAUUGUUAAAUCUCACUCUCUUUUUCCCCACGGAGUAAUGGGGCCUGGGUCUCCACCUCCGAGCUGCGUUUUAUGGGCAUUUUAGCAGCGCAAAGAGGGGGGCUGCUCUCUCUCCCCCCCUCUCUCAUUCUCUUUCUCACUGCUUUGAGAGGGCCAUAGAAUUGUAGAGUUGGGACCCCAGGGGGUCAUCCAGUCCAACCCCCUGCAAUGCAAGAAUCACAACUAAAGCAUCCCUGGCGGGUGACCGUCCUCUAACCCUCACUCAUGAGGGUCACGGAGAGGCAGGGCUCCAGGUCCUUUAAAGCUGGUCUUUAUUGGAGCUGGGCAAAGGUUUCUCUUCCCUACCAACCUCACCAGUUGCACAACGGCCUGCCAGUGGCUGCAAGACCACAAGAGCCCAGCUGCUUUAUGAGGAGAAAGGCAGCCCAUCUAUUCUUGUCUCCUCUUCUCACGGUGGCCAAGCAGGUGCCUCUCCUGGGAAACCCGCAAGCAGGAUUGGAGGACAAGAGGUUGAGAAGCGUUGCUGCUCCAACUGUGGAGGGCAGAACAGAGCCAUCCUGGCUGGCAGCUGUCAAUUGCCUUAUUCUCCACAGAUUUGUCUAACCGUCCCAGUUGGUGCCCAUCUAUGCCUCCUGUGGGGGGGAGUUCCAUAGAUCAACUCUGCAAUGUGUGACAAAGGACUUUCUUUUCUCUGCCUGGUGCCUCCCAACAUUCAGCACCACUGCAUGUUCACCCGUUCUAGCAUGAGGAGAGAGAGCGGAAAACUUUUAUCCCUCCGCUCUCUCCGUGAGAAAACUUUCCUCUAUGCACUCCAGGCCUGGCAACCCCACAUGCCAAUUUAUUUUCCUUUUUAAAAAAUCCUUUCUAACAUCAGGCUGUCUCUCUCUCCCCCUCUCCCUUCAUGAGGGCCUUACCCUUGCCACUCCCCUAAUAAAAUUACAAUCUCUGUUCACAUCUUGUAAUCAGUCUUCGAAAAGGGAAAUUUGGCACCGCCUGGACCCUGGAACGCCUCUGGGCUGUGCAAUAAUAUUUCCCUUUGCAAUAAUUGUUCCCAGAGGCAGGCAGGGAGAUGGCUCCCAUUUCUCUCUCUCUCUCUCCCUGAAAGGGUGAGUUUUCCUACAGCUGCGCCACCUCUGCAGGCAGAACCAGGAAAACAAAGGACUGACUUUGGCUCAUUUUUUUUCCAAGAGGCUGAAUUUGACAAUCGGAGCAAAACUCUGAAUGACCCAUUAAUUCAGACAAGCGCCCUCAUCUGCCAGUUUCCCACCAAUUGCAGGUGCGGUCCUGUGGGUGGUGUAGCCCCAUGGGGUUUCAGUGGGGCUACGCCAGUGUAAGCCGAUGGAGCCUCUUUUUCCCACGGCGCUUACACUGCUGAGCCAUCUCCUUCCUCGCCCGUCUGUUGCACAAUUGCACACUUGUGCAAGGUUGUUGUGUCAACGCUGCCUCUGCAUGCAUCUCUCUCUCUCUCUCUCUCUGGAAAGCUGUUGCGAUGAGACAUGGCUGUGGGUGCAAGACUGACUUCCCAGUGACUCAGUCUGAUCCAGGAAGGUCACGGAAGGAACAGGCGCACCCAAAAUACACUAAAUGUCAGUUGAGUCUGCCUUCCCCAGACAUGGCCAAAUUGUGUGUUUUUCAGGAGGGGCUGCCUGUCUACCUCCUUCUGAUUCUGCACCCACAAGGCCCUGAGUGCUGCUCUUUCCCAUAGCCCCCCAAGGAGGGGUUCCCCCUGAAAUGCAAUGGGGAGAAAGGAAGAACGGAAAGCAAGGGGGUGGGUGAGGUCCCUUUCCGUCCAUUCUGUUGAGUUUCCGACUCUCCUGUCUUGGUGCCCCCCCCCACCGGCUUGAUGCAGCUGCAGGGCUCUUCUGACGUUCUUGUGGAACCUCCAAGUGCAGAGCCAGUCUAUCUGAGCUCCUAGGUUCAUAGGGGCAUUUGGCCACUGGUGAGAAGAGGCGGCUGGGCCAGGUGGGCCCCCUUUGGCCUAAUCCACCUGUCAGGCUCUCCUUAUGUUCUGCCACCAGCUGCCUUCUCCUCACUCCCUGUUGCCUUGUCUCGUUCCAGGCGUCAAUGUCAUGCUCCGCAAGAUCGCUGUGGCUGCUGCCUCCAAGCCGGCCGUGGAGAUCAAGCAGGACGGGGAGUCCUUCUACAUCAAGACCUCGACCACCGUCCGCACCACCGAGAUCAGCUUCAAGAUUGGGGAAGAGUUCGAGGAGCAGACGGUGGACGGGAGACCCUGCAAGGUGAGGGGCAGGAAGGGGAGAGGGGGGUCCAGGGGGGUCCAGUGAUCCUGCGCUCCAGGCCUGCAGGCCACCCUCUGUUGCCCAAGGGAGAAACGGAACUUAAGACAGAGAUCUCAAGGGGGGGGGGAGAGGUGAGCAUCAAUUCUCUUCCUUGGUGGGUCAAAACUGGGCUGGAUCUGCUUCUCUCCAGCUGCUUUGCUUGACGUCGGCCUUUGGGCCUCAGCAGCCGAUACCAGAAGUGCAGGAAGCUCCCUUUUGCCACGUCACUUUGGGUGCAUUUAGCAGUGUUGUCUACACUGGCCAGCAGCAGCUGUCCAGGGUUCAAGGAAGAGGCUUUCCCCCAAAACCUCCCUGGAGACGCUGCCAGUGGAGAUGGAACCUGGGACCUGGCAGAGCAGGGACUCUCCAAAUGAGCUACAGUGUGUUGUCUACAAAUAAAACCAGAUUCCAGUCCUCCUGGUUCAGGAUGGAUUAAAUUUGGGGCAAUAAGGAGAACUUUCUGAGAGUAUGAGCUGUUUGACAUGGGAACAGACUCCCUGGGAGGUGGUGGGCUCUCCAUCCUUGAAGGUUUUUAAGUUGGAUGCCAUCUGUCAGCGAUUCUUUAGCCGUGAUGCAGGGGGCUGGACUAGAUGACCCUUGGGGGUCCCGCCCAACUUGACAAUCCCAUGAGUCUCUGAAACUGCAUUGCACCAUUGGCUCAUGUAGCUCAGCACUGGCUGGCAGCAGCUCUCUGGUUUCAGUCUUGGGAUAUUUCCCCCCCUGCAAACACCAUCUGAGACUGAACACAGGAUCUUCUGCCAGCAAAGUAGGGUCUCUGUCCCUGAGCUGUAACCCUCCUCCUUUGCCUCUUGGAUUCCCAAAUCCCCAUCCUGCCCUCUCUUGGAUGGAUCCUGGCUUUGCAAGGGGGGUCCUUUGGGGCUCCCCUAACUCCCGUGUCCAAUAUUUCUCGGCAAACCUUUUCUUCCCAGCUGGGCUUUGGCCUGGGAAUGGAGGGAGGAGGGCCCUGAACUUUGCUGCACAAAGCAAGGGAGAGGAGCCCCCCUCCCCCUCCCCCUCUCCCUCCCCCAGUUGCUGCAUUUCCCCCAUGGGGGCCAGUAGGGUCCUUUGUGGUCCUGUCCUUAGGGAUCCUUACGGGAGGAACUGAAAGCAAAACUGUCAGCAUCGUAAUGCCAUUAUACCAAUCUCCGGUGCGACCACAUUUGGAAAGCUGUGCUGCUCACCUCAAAAAGGAUAUUGCACACUUGGAAAAGGUUCAGAAAAGGGCAAGCGAAACGAUUGAGGGGAUGGAGACCCUCGCCUGGGAAGGAAGGCUGCAGCGUUUGGGACUUUCUAGUUUGGAGAACCUUUUUAGUUUGGUGAAAAGGUGUGAGAGGCAGCCUGGUAGAAAUUUAUAACGUUAUGCCUGAGAAAGGUGGGGGAGAGAAGGUUUUCUUCACUCUCUCUCCCAAGACCCUGGCCCUUUCCAAGACCUACAGUCUGCACGCAUGUGCCCCCCACCUCUCCUUUGGGAAGGAGCCUCUGCAGAUGUUAGCCACAAUCCACAUCCACCCCAUCAUUCCUUACGAAAUACUACAAAGAAUCACAGAAUGGCAGGGCUAAGUAUCAGCUGAAGCUUCCCUGGCCGAGGCCUAGCUGACCUCUGCUUCAAAGUCUCCAGUGAAGGAGAGACCACCACCUUCCCAGGCAGACCACCCCACAGUCAAGCAGCUCUUACCCUGAAAAGUUCUCCCUGUUCUUUAGUUGGAAUUGCCUUUCUUGCUAUUUGAAGCCACGGGUUCGAGUCCUCCCUUUUGGAGCAGCGGAAAACAAACAUCACGGCCUUUUAUAUAUUUGAAGAUGGCUGUGAGAUCCCCUCUUCCUCUCCUGUUUAUCACGCCAGGCACUCCAAACUCCCCCAACUGUUAGGCACAUUGAUGGAUUUCUUCCCAUUGUGGUGUAGUGGUUCAGAGCGGUGGACUCAUAAUCUGGUGAACCAGGUCCGAUUCCCCGCUCCUCCACAUGCAGCUGCUGGGUGACCUUGGGCCAGUCACACUUCUCUGAAGUCUCUCAGCCUCACUCACCUCACAGAGUGUUGGUUGUGGGGAAGGAAGGGAAAGGAGGGAAAGGAGAUUGUUAGCCACUUUGAGACCCCUUAAAGGUAAAGGGACCCCUGACCAUUAGGUCCAGUCGUGGCCGAUUCUGGGGUUGCGGCGCUCAUCUCCCUUUAUUCGCUGAGGGAGCCGGUGUACAGCUUCCGGGUCAUGUGGCCAGCAGGACUAAGCCGCUUCUGGUGAACCAGAGCAGCGCAUGGAAAUGUCGUUUACCUUCCCACCGGAGCGGUACCUAUUUAUCUACUUGCACUUGAUGUGCUUUUGAACUGCUAGGUUGGCAGGAGCAGGGACUGAGCAACGGGAGCUCACCCUGUCAUGGAUUCAAACCGCCAACCUUAAGGGAGUGAAAGGCGGGAUAUCAAGUCCAAACUCUUGUUCUUCUUCCCACAAACCAGCUUGGGUCUGAGCAGCCUUGCUGGGCUCUGAGCUGGCCAGGUCUCUGCUGCACUUCUGGCCCAGUUGCCUUGGAGCAAACUUUUUUUCUUCUGCUCUGCUGGGCUGGACCUCAACCAACAGAUUCAAAUGGCAAAAAACGAGAUUCCAACUAAAACCUGGGAAGAACCGUCUGGUGGUGAGAUCCAUUUGGCAACGGAGUGGAUACGACCUCGGAAGGUGGCAGACUCUCCUUUGUCUGAGGUUUUUAAGCAGAUGUUGGGUGGCGCCUGUCCCAUGUGCUUGAGCUGAGAUUCCUGCAUUGCAGGGGGUUGGGCUAGAUGACCCCUGGGGUCCCUUCCAACUCUACAAUUCCGUGAUUUCUCUAACCAGUAUGUCGUGUUCUCCUUGGCAACAGCUCUUACAUGCACCUCUCCAUUUAUUUAUUUUUUUGCCAGAGGGAAGGAGGACAAUAUUCUGACCUCUGAGCAAUUGCCUCUUGAGCCCCCGCUCAUUUUCAUCAGGGCUGGCUCCACUUUAUCGAUAAUAAAUGCUGAGGACCAUGAUGGAGAUGAUUUAGAUCACCAAAGGACUUGGGGGCCGCAGGCUGCCGGCUCCCUUUUUCCACCAGCUGCCCCCCUUCCCCCUUCCUGGCCAGCCCUUUGGAGAUGAUGGAUGGAGCUGUCAGCCUAAAUUGGGUGGGGGGAGCCAGUUGCCCUCGCCCAGCUCCGGCUGCCUGCCGAGUGACAAAUGAGUGCCUUUGGGGGGCAGAGGUGGGGGUUUUGAUGGGGAGGGGGUCAGCCCUUUGUCGGCUGCUGGCAGGCUCCACAUCUCACUGGCUGGCGGGGGCUCUCCCCCCCCUUUGUUCUCUCCACAGAGUUUGGCCAAGUGGGAAAGCAACAACAAGAUGGUCUGUGAGCAGCGAUUGCUGAAAGGCGACGGCCCCAAGACAGGCUGGUCCAGGGAGAUGACCAACGAUGGGGAGCUCAUUCUGGUAAGGGAGCUUCCCUCCCUCCCACCCUAUCCCUGUCCCACCCCCAGGUCCACACACCCUUGCAGUUUAGGCCACUUGAGCAGGGACACAGGAAAGUGCUUGGCUCCAUUUUCUUGACACUUCCUGGCAAGGUUUAUUUGGAGAUGCUGUUGGUGAGGAUGGAGCCAGGGGCCUUCUGCAUGCCAGGCAAGGGCUCCGUCCCUGGGCUAGACCCCCUUGCACCUCCUUUGACUUAGAAGCAGAGCAGACUUACUCUUAGAAAGUAGGAAACGAGGAACGAGGCCCCUGCAAGUCUUCCUCAGCCCAGGAAUUUGGUUUCCAGACCUGAGAACCGGGUGUGCUGCCUCUCCUCCCCACCCUGAGUGAGGCACACAGUCUGUUUCAGGUGGGGCCAGCAUGGGGGCUGAACAACUUUUCCCCAUAUUGCAGUGUCCCUGCCAACACCUUAAGGAGGACCGUUGGAGGGAUACAUCCCCCCUUCUCUCGUUUUUGCUCUCAUUGAUUUCAUCUUUCUUUGUUUUUCCAGACCAUGAUGGCCGACGAUGUUGUCUGCACAAGGAUUUACGUCCGGGAGUGAGCGAGGCCUGCUUGUGGGGUGGCGGUUGGAUUUGGGGAGGCAGGGGCAGCAGGGUCCAAUGGGUAGGGAUCUUCCACUCUGGGUCAUGGCAGCCCCACCCCCCCAUGCCUGCCCUCCCCAUCACCCUUUCGCUCUCUGCCCAUGCUCAGAGAGCGCUACAUGCAGAAAGACUUAAGCAGAGCAGCUGGCUCUUCAUCACAUUCCCUCCGGCCUGAGAGGGGGUAGGGGGCAGAUAAAGCAGGCUCUGUCCUUGUGAUGCCCCCCCACCCCAUCAGAGCAGCCUUUCCCCCCUUCCUCCAGUCUCUUCUGGGGUCCAGCCUCCCUUUUGUCUGCUAAGGGUCCGUGACCCCCACCCCUUCCACCCUGCCGCCCUCGGCAUUGCAGACAGAGAAUCCCCUUGUUUCAGAAUCCGGUCGUGGGAUUUGGGAUCAGACUGGGGGAGGUGUGUGUGUGCCAGAGUACCCCUAGCACUGACCUCUCUUUUCCUCCCUCCUGUGGGCACUAGAUGGGAUGAGGGGGGCACAGCCCAGUCUCCCCCCCCCCUGCACCUCCCAAGGAAAUCCCUGCAUUGCUGGGGGUUGGACUGGAUGACCCUCGGAGGCCCCUUCCACCUCUACUCUUCUGUUAUGCAAGGCUGCCAUUUUCCUGGGCCCCUGACACAACCCCUGCAUUCUGAGCCCCCUCUUGCUCAGCAUCUUGGGAAAGGGAACUAAAACCAAACAGGCUGUCCGGGUUUCCAUUUCAUUUCACGCGGAGCAUCUUGAAGGCCAGCCCUGCCCCUCUGGGCCACCGGAUCUUGUUAGCGUCAAAGGUGUAAUGUAGCUGAGUGUCACCCACCAAAUUGAGAUGCCUUCUUACCUCUGGACCUUCUGUGUUAAUUGCUAGGAUUUUUAAAAAGUAUUUAUUUGCUACCCUUGUACUAACAAAAGAAGAAAAAGGAUAUAACCACUUCCUCCCUCCCCCAAAACAAACCCCACCCCCACCUCCCUGUGUGAGCACUGGGUCUCCUGUUCAAAAGCCACCUCUUUGAUGUUUGCCUUCCUUCCUAAUAAAUGUCUCAUUAAAAAAGUGUCUACA